AUGGUAACAGGGUUCACAAAUCUGGAGCGAUACACCAGUCUGGAGAAUGAAUAUAAUCACUUGGUGAGGUUUGAAAUCAGUCGCCACAGAAAAGACAGCAUUACCCUGGAGCAACGCAGACUGAACCGUGUGCUGAACCGCCAUUCCAGAUACCCUCCUCUGAAUAUGUUUACACACUGGAUCUUAGAGAGUAGUCUGUUUAAAGCUCUUAUGCUUGUCCUUGUCAUUUUGAAUGUUUCUUUACUAUCAGUAGAAGCAGAGUUUCAUGACUAUAAGGAUCCAAGCAUAGACAUCCUUUUGGUGGUUCUACAACUACUGAACUGGUCUAUACUACAAGUUUACGUUUUAGAAAUCAUCCUGAAGUGGCUGGACGAUUUCUGGCUGUUUUGGAAAAGUCCAUGGAACGUCUUUGAUUUUGCUGUGACUCUGAUGCCUGUUCUUCCAGCGAUUGUCCCCGAGACCUUCAGAGGUGCGUUAAUAUCGCAAAAAUUUGUGAAACUUCUCGUCCAGUUUCGCGUCCUCCGAUGUUUGAAGAUCGUUUCCAGAUUCCAGGAUAUUCGUCUUAUGUUGCAGAUAAUCUACCAUGCAUGUGGGACCGUGAAGUUGAUAUUUCCAGUGUUGGUAAUGAGCUUUUUAGUUUUUGCUGUGUUUGGAGUAGUUCUGUUCGAAAAAUACACUGACUCCAACGUUGAAGGUCUGCUCUACAAGAAGGAUUUCAAAGAUUUAUCCAGUGCGUUCAUCACACUCUUCAGUAUUUUUACCUUCGAGCACUGGCUUGAUUUACUAAAAGACAUUCAGAGAGUUCCAGAGCUGAACCAUCAACUCUGUGGAUUGUUCAUUAUGGUGUGGUUUGUUUUUGGAGCCUUGAUGACCUGUGUUUUUAUGACCCUUAUAAUUGAUGACUUUCAGGAAAUUCGUAACAAUCUCUCCAAAGAGGUGCAGCAAUUGCAAAUCCUGCGCAGAGCAGAGAUGUUCAAAGCAAGUCAUAUGGGGGCGAUAAGCCAAACAAACCAACUGAAGGACCACAAACCUGUCAAAGAUGAGGAAGAACAACCAAGUCCAAAUGUUAAUUUGGACGGCCAUACCUCGAGACAUGAGCUGGAGUGGGACAUGGGUCUGGAAGCGUUUAUUCAGGCUGCUGAGUUUCAGGACGACUGUGAGACAGAGUGCUGGCGUGAAGACAAUCUCCACAGGUACUUCGAGCUGAUGGAAAAGCUCCAGCGCAACCUAGAGGAGAUGGACCGGCUCCAGGAUAUAUUAGUUCAGGCUUUCCUUAACCUGCAUGAAUGCUGAGAAAAGUAAGAAGAAUGCAUCAGCAAACCAACUCGGUGACUUCUGUUCUCCGUCACAAACACUGGAUGGGGGACUUAGAUGUGUGUUUUUUUUUCACACAGUUUACACUCAUUUCUAAUAAAAUGUAUAUAGUUUAAAUACUUUCUAAAAUGACAUCAGUAGACAUUAGUAACAUUUGUAUUGGUAAGAUAAUAAACCUUUUCAUCUUUAUGAUAUAUUGUAAUGAUACCUGCUUGUUGGCAAUUGACUGUUUUUAAUGAAUUCUAUUAAAUCUAUCAAUCUGUCAUUCUAUCAAUCUGUCUGUCUGACUACAUUUUUAAUUUACGUUUUCUAACAUAAUGCGAUGUGCAAGCCUUGUGACUCCACCUCAGAUUCUACCCAAUUAGCAAAAGUGACUUUGAGCAUUGAACUCUCAAAAGCCACCUUGGCAUCGACGCCGAAAGUCUAGUGGGCAGUACGCCGAUAUAUAACCCUGACUUUAUUUUACAUGGACUGGGUCACUUAAUGGGGGCGUCAUUUUGAAAUCACAUGACCAGCUGGACUUGAACUUAUGGAAUCAAUUAAUCAUG
Molecule: messenger RNA, 1862 nt
Organism: Sinocyclocheilus grahami
Lineage: Eukaryota; Metazoa; Chordata; Actinopteri; Cypriniformes; Cyprinidae
Product: cation channel sperm-associated protein 2-like
Exons: 10
Coding region: 1-1293 (430 amino acids)
Biological process (GO): flagellated sperm motility; sperm capacitation; monoatomic ion transport
Cellular component (GO): CatSper complex; membrane
Molecular function (GO): calcium-activated cation channel activity
Source: RefSeq, a predicted model, not a curated record